GAGGGAAAUUCCGGUUGUCUCGGCCCGGGCUUGAGCUUGCAGUGCCCUCGACUGACAUAAGUUUCGUCACUCUACAGUUCCCGACAGGAAAUAUCCAUACCUAGGACUUGGACUAGAGCCCGACAACAUACCGUCCACUCUUUAGGGGGCCCUAUUUAUUCUACCACAACUCCCGGCUACAUUCCUACAGUUCUUGCAAAUCUGAAUAUUCAGACGGACUCAAACCAGUCAUCAUGGCUUCUCGAUUACCGUUUCAUCGCCUCUCUGGGCAACACCUGAGGACUCUUCAUCGAAACAACAGCGUUUCCCGCAGCCUCCACAUCGGCCGCGCCAGAAGCUUGACGUCUGUUGCACUCCAGAAGAGCGUUAAUGGUUCUCUCAAGUCAAGCGCGAGUCUCCAGCAGGUUACGGCUCUGGGGCCCAAAAUGUCUCGCUUCAGUAUCGCUCCUUUCGGGGCUACUCAGGUGCGGACUUAUGCGGACACUGUUGUCAAGGUUCCGCAGAUGGCGGAAUCGAUCACCGAAGGGACAUUGAAGCAAUUCUCCAAACAGAUCGGUGACUACGUUGAACGGGACGAGGAGAUCGCAACCAUUGAGACUGACAAGAUUGAUGUAUCCGUUAAUGCCCCUGAAUCCGGUACCAUCAAGGAGUUCCUCGUGAGCGAGGAAGACACCGUCACAGUUGGACAGGACCUUGUCAAAUUGGAGCUUGGUGGCGCCCCUGAAACCAAGAAGGAAGACGCAACUGAAAAGCCGGCCGCGCCAGCUGCUGCUGACAAGCCCACGGCUUCCGAACCUGAGAAACCUAAGGCACCCGAGGCACCCCAGUCUUCCUCCCAGAAGGCCACACCUCCGGAGCCCAGUCCCUCAAAGAAAACAGAGCCGGCAGCUACAAAGCCGCAGGUCUCCGAAGAUGCGAAGCCCAGCGUUGGGGGUCGCGAAGAGCGGAGGGUGAAAAUGAACAGAAUGAGAUUAAGAAUCGCGGAACGUCUGAAGCAGUCCCAGAACACGGCAGCUUCUCUCACCACAUUCAACGAAGUCGACAUGUCCUCUCUGAUGGAGUUCCGCAAGCUGUACAAGGACGAUGUAUUGAAGAAGACUGGUGUCAAACUCGGAUUCAUGAGUGCCUUUUCUCGCGCUUGCGUUCUUGCCAUGAAAGACGUUCCUGCUGUUAAUGCCUCCAUUGAAGGUCCCAAUGGUGGGGACACUAUCGUUUAUCGUGAUUACGUGGAUAUCAGUGUGGCCGUUGCCACUGAGAAAGGACUCGUGACACCAGUGGUUCGCAAUGCGGAGACCAUGGACCUCGUUGGCAUUGAGAAAGCAAUCGCGGAUCUUGGCAAGAAGGCUCGUGACAAUAAGUUGACUAUCGAGGACAUGGCUGGAGGCUCUUUCACCAUUAGCAAUGGCGGAGUUUUUGGCUCUCUGAUGGGAACUCCCAUUAUUAAUCUCCCACAGACAGCUGUUCUCGGACUCCACGCAAUCAAAGACAAGCCGGUGGCUGUGAACGGUAAAGUUGAAAUUCGCCCUAUGAUGUAUCUUGCCCUGACUUACGAUCACCGACUCUUGGACGGCCGUGAGGCUGUGACUUUCUUGGUUAAGGUCAAGGAAUACAUUGAAGACCCCCGUCGGAUGCUGCUGGGGUAGAUCUUUCACGCUUCAUGCUGAUUGAACUGACCUGUUGGGUACCGGAGGUCUCAGGCAUCCAUCACCCAUUCUCUUACGCCUCUUUUAUUUUUUGCACUUAGGCUCUCGAAUUGUAGAAUAACAGUCCUGUGU
Messenger RNA from Aspergillus welwitschiae, 1775 nucleotides. RefSeq names its product putative dihydrolipoamide succinyltransferase. The transcript is spliced from 11 exons. Gene Ontology annotation, biological process: tricarboxylic acid cycle. Lineage: Eukaryota; Fungi; Ascomycota; Eurotiomycetes; Eurotiales; Aspergillaceae. Gene Ontology annotation, molecular function: dihydrolipoyllysine-residue succinyltransferase activity. The record is from RefSeq and is a predicted model, not a curated record. The coding region runs from base 234 to 1643 and encodes 469 amino acids. Gene Ontology annotation, cellular component: oxoglutarate dehydrogenase complex.